This is a messenger RNA of Equus quagga, 2716 nucleotides long. Its product is annotated as translation initiation factor IF-2. The transcript is spliced from 5 exons. The record is from RefSeq and is a predicted model, not a curated record. NCBI's taxonomy places the organism in Eukaryota, Metazoa, Chordata, Mammalia, Perissodactyla, Equidae. The coding region runs from base 1 to 1083 and encodes 360 amino acids.
AUGGCCAGCAGAGGGCAGCACGUCCCCACAGAGUCAGGCUGUGACUCCAUCAGCCGAUUCAACAUGCUCCAGCCCGGGGAUUUAGAACCUAUUCAGUCACAAACGCUAAUUCACUUUGUUACCUUCACUGCCAUCUCAUGGUUGGAGCAGACUGGAGUUCCUGAGCAGGGAACAAAGCUCAGCCGAAAAACCAGGGUAUUAUUAGCCCAUUUUCCAGACGAGGAAAUUGAGGUGUUGGGAGGUCAGGAAGCUCACCGAAAGUCAGAUUGUUACAAAGUGGAAGAUUCAAAUCCAGGUCUGGCUCGAGAGUCCACUCCGAGGACCUGGGAGCAAAGCCGCGUCGGGAGGGCAAGCGGAGCCUUUAGGGCUGGGGAGGGGGUGAACCCUCAGGGUGGGCUGUCCCCUCCUCACCCCGUCCGCCGGCCGCGGCAGGGGGGAGAGCCGGGGACCGAAACCCAGUGGUUUGUAGUGUCCGGGCAGCAGCUCCCCAACUCUCGGGAGGCUGCGGACCCGGGAUACCCCACUGAGCGCACACAGCCUGGCGAACGGGAGACCAAAACACAAAGCGAGCGGCUGGGGGAGGGGGCGGGCGCGGGCCCGAGCACACCGAUUGCUCGGAGCCCUGGCGCCCGGCGCCUGCGAGCCUCGCCGACCAGCCUGCGAAGAGCACGCGGGGGGCGGCCCCGUCACCUCGCCAAGCCCGGGGUCCCCACAAAGCCCGCACCGUUCCCCUUCCCCUGGGGCGGGAAUUUGAGAAUAGCCCAGCCGAGGGAGCCCCCGGUCCCGGGCCCCGCGCAACCCGCGCCGCAGUCCGGGCCGUGGGUGGAGGCUGCGCGCCGCACCCGAGGCGUAGACUUCUCUUUCGGGGCAGCUGGCCGGUCCCGCUCUCCACCUUUCCUGCGCCGGUCCCCAACCAGCGGUUCUCCACGCACCCAGUUUCCAGCGAUACGUGUCGCGCGCCGACGGAGUGGACAUGGGCAAAGCGAUGGUGGCCAGGCUCGGACUGGGGCUGCUGCUUCUGGCACUGCUCCUACCCACACAGAUUUAUUCAAAUCAAACAACUGUUGCAACAACUUCGAGUAACUCCUCCCAGAGUACCUCGGCUGCCCCAAAUACAGCUACUGCCACCACCCAUUCAAACGGUGGUACUCUGCAGUCAACAGCCAGUCUCUUUGUGAUCUCGUUCUCCCUUCUACAUCUCUACUGUUAAGAGACUCAGGCCAAGAAACAUCUGUACUUCCCCAUCUUCUAAACCCAAUCCAAAUUGCAUCUAGAUGUCCAGUGUGGCAAGGGAAAAAACAGGUCUUCAUCAAAUCUGCAAAUUGCACACCUUCUUUUAUUGACACAGAAUAUGUUGAGGAUCCCAAAUUUGAUUGGUUUGAAGAGCAUGUGAAGGGUUUGACUAGCUGAUGAAUGCCAAUAUUAAAUCUGCUGGAGUUUCAUGUACAAGAUGAAGAGAGACAACAUCUAAAAGUUUUAAGAGAUGAUUUCUUGAAAUAUGGCUUAAGAAAUAUGGACACAUAAAACUCUACCUUGAAAAUCAGAAUAGAUUUUACCUUAUCUAGAGAUAAAGGAUGGGAUGUGGAACAGAUCCAAUUUUCAUUUGGUUCUUUAAAUCUCUAAGGCCAUAAAACAGUUAGGUAAUAGAAAAAGCUUCCAUGAUUCUAUUUAUAUGUACAUUAGAAGGAACUUCCAGGUGUUACUGUAAAUCCUCAAUGUAUUGUUUCAACAGUACUAAUUUAAUGCCAAUGUACUCGGGAUAAAGUUUUACGUUGUUAAGCUAUCACUGUUUUCUUGAGAACUGAAUCCUUUCCUCUGAGGCUUUGAAUUUGUCAUUGCAGUUGACUUUAUGUAGUAAUUGGCAUGUGCCAGAGUAAUGAUGGAUUGGAAUCCACCCUAAAUCCAAGCAUAAUGAGUAAAUUUUGCUUAUAUACUAAUCACCUAUAUUCAAUAAGAGCGCCAGAUUCAUUUAGCUGAACUGAUUCCAAAGAGUAGAAGUGCAUUGACCUCAGCUAAUUUCAAAAUGCUUUUUAUUUAGCAUAUGUUGGAUACUUUUUACAAUUUAAAAGUGAUCUGUUUUGAAGAGAAAAUUGACAAAUCUUGAAAUUAAAAAGGCAAAUAUAUGAAGGAGCUGAAACUGUAAAUCAAGUAUUUGGGAAGUGGAGACUGGAAGCUAACUUGCAUUAAAUUCAGAAAAACUUUUAUACUCUUUUCUGUAAAUACUUUUUUUAAAAGCUAUGAAUCAGAAGAGCCACAUUUGGAACACUUUCUGUUAUCAGUCAAUAUUUUUAGAGAGUUAGAACCUGGUCCUAAAGCUUAAAGUGGGCUUGAUUCUGGAAAGUAAAUCUUUUCACAACUGCCUCGAUGCACAAAAACCUUUUGAAAAAUAGAUACUCCCUGAAGUCUUUUGUUCGCAUGGUCACACACUGAAGCUUAGAUGUUCCUGUAUCUAAUAUGAACACAGUAGUCUUGAUAACCAGUCAUUUUUUUUCCCCACCUUUAGAAACCUACACCGGAACAACAAUCUCCAUCAGAUCUUGAGCUACUGUGUGUGUGAAUGAACAUUCCCUUUUGUUUCAUAUCUGGAUGCUGUACCUCUGUUUUGGAUUGUAUAUUGUGUUUGUGUAUUUAUGCUUUGAUUCAUAGUAACUUCUCAUGUUAUGGAAUUGAUUUGCAUUGAACACAAACUGUAAAUAAAAAAUGGCUGAAAGUGCAA